Molecule: messenger RNA, 1023 nt
Organism: Aspergillus calidoustus
Lineage: Eukaryota; Fungi; Ascomycota; Eurotiomycetes; Eurotiales; Aspergillaceae
Source: the annotation of a GenBank genome assembly
AUGUUCGCUGCUCGCCAAUCCUUCGGUCUUCUCCAGAAGCGGGCCUUCUCGGCUUCUGCUCGCCAGGCCUCCAAGGUCACCGUCCUCGGUGCCGGUGGUGGUAUUGGACAGCCCCUCUCCCUCCUCCUUAAGCUCAACCCCCGUGUCUCUGAGCUCGCCCUCUACGAUAUCCGCGGUGGACCCGGUGUCGCCGCGGACCUUAGCCACAUUAACACCAACAGCACCGUCUCUGGCUACGAGCCCAACGAGUCUGGCCUCCGUGAUGCUCUCAAGGGCUCCGAGAUCGUCCUCAUCCCUGCCGGUGUUCCCCGCAAGCCCGGCAUGACCCGUGACGACCUGUUCAACACCAACGCUUCCAUCGUCCGUGACCUUGCCAAGGCCGCUGCUGAAGCUUCCCCCGAGGCCAACAUCCUCGUCAUCUCCAACCCCGUCAACUCCACCGUCCCCAUCGUCUCUGAGGUCUUCAAGGCCAAGGGUGUCUACAACCCCAAGCGUCUCUUCGGUGUCACAACCCUUGAUGUCGUCCGUGCCUCUCGCUUCAUCUCCGAAGUCCAGGGCACCGAUCCCGCCCAGGAGGCCGUUCCCGUUGUUGGUGGCCACUCCGGUGUGACCAUUGUUCCUCUGCUUUCCCAGUCCAACCACCCCAACAUUGACGGCGAGACCCGCGACAAGCUCGUCAACCGCAUCCAGUUCGGUGGUGAUGAGGUCGUCAAGGCCAAGGACGGUGCCGGCUCCGCCACUCUCUCCAUGGCCAUGGCUGGUGCUCGCUUCGCCGAGUCCCUCCUCCGCGCUGCUCAGGGCGAGAAGGGAGUUAUCGAGCCCACCUUCGUUGAGAGCCCCCUUUACCAGGACCGUGGCGUCAACUUCUUCGCCUCCAAGGUUGAGCUCGGCCCCAACGGUGUGGAGAAGAUCUUCCCCGUCGGUGAGGUCAACGCCUAUGAGCAGAAGCUCCUUGAUGACUGCCUUCGCGACCUGGCCAAGAACAUCAAGAAGGGCAUUGAGUUCGUCAAGUCCAACCCUUAA